Messenger RNA from Sitophilus oryzae (rice weevil), 661 nucleotides. RefSeq lists its product as uncharacterized. Bases 52 to 642 code for a protein of 196 amino acids. Lineage: Eukaryota; Metazoa; Arthropoda; Insecta; Coleoptera; Curculionidae. The record is from RefSeq and is a predicted model, not a curated record. The transcript has 2 exons.
UUUUAUUGAACUAAAAUAUUUUUCCAAAUUUUAUUAGUCUAGAUUCUGAAAAUGUCACCAUAUGUUGUGUUUUUAUUGAUAUUCGCUAUAGCCUUUGGUGAGCAAAAUGAAGACCCUAGUGUACAGAACAAAGAUGCAAAAAUGGAGAGAAAAAUAAAAGGCAUUGCAAAAAACAUUGUUGAUAAAUGGAAAACAGAAGGUUUAACAAUAACAAAAGAUAAAGUGCAAGAAUGGAUUGGGAAAUUGGAUGAAGGUCAAGCCAUAGCCAGAAAAGAAGCACUAAUGAACAAUGCUCAAGAUGAGGAGGUAACAGUAGAAGAGGACACAGAACAAUUAGAUGCUAAUACUAUGGAAGAAGUAAGAAAAAAUGUGGUAGAAACUUUUUCGAAAAUAGGAAAAAUAAAAUGCGACGACUGUGAUGGAAAAAAUAGUGAACAAAGUGUAAAUUAUAAUAAUUUAGACGUUGAUGAGUUAAAGCGAAUGCAGGAACAAGUGAAACAGUUUCAACAGGUUGAAAAAAUGUCAAAACUAGCAAAAGUAAUGAAGGGAUUAUCAAAUUUUGAUGUGUUCAAGAAAAUUAUCGAUUUAGGACCUUCGUUAAAAAAUCUGAUCAAUCCCAAAGAAGACAGAGAGGAACUAUAAUAAAAAUAUAUAUUUAUUA